This is a messenger RNA of Cynara cardunculus var. scolymus (artichoke), 1588 nucleotides long. RefSeq names its product peptidyl-prolyl cis-trans isomerase CYP38, chloroplastic. Gene Ontology annotation, molecular function: peptidyl-prolyl cis-trans isomerase activity. Gene Ontology annotation, biological process: protein peptidyl-prolyl isomerization. The transcript has 7 exons. The record is from RefSeq and is a predicted model, not a curated record. Lineage: Eukaryota; Viridiplantae; Streptophyta; Magnoliopsida; Asterales; Asteraceae. The coding region runs from base 96 to 1451 and encodes 451 amino acids.
CUUCAAAACCUUAUCUCUCCAUUCUAAAACAAAAACCCUGCUCUUACUUUCUUAAUCUUCAUCAUCUCUCUCACAUUUUUGCUUCAAUAACAAAAAUGGCAGCCAUUUUCUCUUGUUCUUCGCUUUAUACCACUUCUAAAUCAUCCCUCUUCAACAACCCUAAUCAAUCCACUAACUACAUUCGUCUUUCGCAUUCUCCCACCACCACCACUUCCAUUCGACGCUUCAGACCUAUUUCGUCUUCUAUAAACCCUAAUCGACUUCAAUUCAGCGAUAAACAGAAAGAAAGGUUUUCCGGGAUAAAAGAAUGUGUGUUAUCAGUAGCUUUAGCAAUCGGGUUGAUAACUGGGGUGCCAACAUUGGGCUUCCCUAGUAAUGCUGAUGCAAUUACUCCGGCAUUGUCGGAUUUAGCCGUGCUGAUAUCCGGGCCUCCGAUCAAGGAUCCUGGAGCGUUACUUCGUUACGCUUUGCCAAUCGAUAAUAAAGCCAUCAGGGAGGUCCAGAAGCCUCUAGAAGACAUUACCGAGAGUCUUAAGGUUGCUGGAGUGAAGGCCAUUGAUUCGACCGAAAGAAAUUUGAAACAAGCUUCUAGAUCUCUUAAGCAAGGAAAGAACAUGAUUAUAGCAGGAUUAGCUGAAUCAAAGAAGGAUCAUGCAAUCGAAUUGCUUGGAAAGCUAGAAGUUGGAAUGGAAGAGCUCCAAAAAAUAACGGAGGAUAGAAAACGAGAGGCCAUAGCACCUAAACAAAAGGAGCUUUUGCAAUAUGUUGGAGGUGUUGAAGAGGAUAUGGUCGAUGGCUUCCCAUAUGACAUUCCGGAAGAGUAUCAAAACAUGCCUCUUCUGAAGGGUCGAGCGACGGUGGAUAUGAAAGUCAAAGUCAAAGACAAUCCUAACCUCGAGGAAUGCAUAUUCAGAAUCGUUCUAGAUGGUUAUAAUGCCCCUGUAACUGCCGGAAAUUUUGUAGAUUUGGUCGAAAGACAUUUCUACGAUGGCAUGGAAAUCCAAAGAGCGGACGGCUUCGUUGUUCAAACUGGCGAUCCUGAAGGUCCUGCGGAGGGUUUUAUUGACCCCAGUACAGAGAAAACGCGAACGAUACCUUUGGAAAUCAUGGUAGAAGGCGAAAAAGCACCCGUUUAUGGGGUAACAUUGGAAGACAUUGGUCUCUACAAGGCUCAAACUAAGCUCCCCUUCAAUGCAUUUGGAACCAUGGCCAUGGCAAGAGAGGAAUUUGAAAACAACUCAGCGUCAAGCCAGAUAUUUUGGCUUCUGAAAGAGAGUGAAUUGACUCCGAGUAAUGCGAAUAUAUUGGACGGACGUUACUCGGUGUUUGGAUAUGUGACCCAAAACGAGGACUUUCUGGCCGAUUUGAAGGUCGGGGACGUUAUCGAAUCGAUCCAAGUAGUUGCGGGUUUGGAUAAUCUUGUUAAUCCAAGCUACAAAAUUGCUGGGUAAUGUUAUGAGGAAAUUGUUGUAAGCUACAAUAGUUGCAUUUUGUUGUUGUUUUAAUAAGUUUUGUAUUGCAUAUUCUGUACAAGUUUUUGGGACAUAAUAAUGGUUGAGAAAAUUAAGUAGAAAACUACUGUUUUGCA